AUGUCUUUCCAACACCAUCCCUAUAAUCCCAACUCUUCUAGAACAAAACGAGAACGUUUUAAUUGGUCCUCUUUCAUGGAGAAUCAAGCUGAGGGUGUUGGUUCUUCUUCAUCAUCAAGUAAUUCACAUAAUAAUCAGUUAUUGAUUACAACUACUAUUCAACCACAGCAUCAUCAUCAACAGAAUCAACAACCAACACUUUCAGAUGCUUCUUCAUCCAAUAAUUCACAUGCCACCAAAUCAUCUCCACAUGAUAAUUCAAUUCUGAUUCAUCAAUCCAAAAAGCAACAAGAUGAAACCCCUAUGAAACAACAACAUUCCAUGCCACGCUAUUUUGGUGACACACCUUUAAUGUCAGCUAGCAAUUCUAUGGCAACCCAACCCUCUUACAUGAACGAACAUCAAGGGAUCCAAAUACUACCCCAUCCAACCACUAUUAUCAAUCCUCCAAUCACACAAACAAAUAUCUUGAACAGUCCCUUGACUAUUCAAGGCAACAACACAAUGCCCAUUACCAUUCAGCAACCACAUGGGAUUAUGAGGAUGACAAACAACAAUACAGAGACAAGAAAGUCAAACAACAAGAAGGAAUAUCAACAACAUGGAAAAGAGAAAGAGGAAUAUAAUAUUCGACUACCUUCCAUUUUUGAAUGGUGGCAUGAAGAUAGUCCUCCAACAUCAUCUAGCUCUCCUUCAAACAAUCCUUUCAGUUUUCCUCCUGCUUCCACGAAUACCCAAUUUUUUGACAAGACUCAUUCACCACCUCCUUCUUCUUCAUUUGUUCCAAUUUCGAAUUAUCAUGACCAACAUGCCAAUUCUACUACGAGUUUUACUACUUUUCGGAAGAAACGUCAUUCCCCAGAUUCACAUGCAGCCAUAUCUCACGAUUUCACACAAAUAGUAGCACAUCAACAGCUGUUAGAUAAUAGUCCUCGUUCUCAAUCUCCUCCAAAUAAUAACAAUAUUAAUAAUUUGAAUAAUUCUAUUAACAGUAGUGGAAGACAUAACACAGUAACAAGUAAUAUUUCUUCUACUCUAAAUGCUACUCCAACAAGUCAAUUAUCAAAAAAGAGGAAAACCACAAAACCUACUGCCACUGUAAUGAUACCCUCAACGAGUUCAAUCGCUCCACAACAAGAUUCCUUUCUUUUACAAAAUGAAUAUGAACAAUUUAAUAAGGGAGAGCAUGAAAUGCAGAAAAAAGGAAGAGGAGAAAAGAUUUUCAAAUAUUCUUACUAUCAAUAUAACAAUACGAGUUCAAACAAUAAGCAAUAA
Naegleria gruberi is the source of this 1275-nucleotide messenger RNA. RefSeq lists its product as uncharacterized. The record is from RefSeq and is a predicted model, not a curated record. The transcript has a single exon. Lineage: Eukaryota; Heterolobosea; Eutetramitea; Acrasida; Naegleriidae. The coding region runs from base 1 to 1275 and encodes 424 amino acids.